AUGCGUCUGCCGGCCUCCUUCGGCCUCAGGCGUGCUAGGCGACUUGCGGCACGGUCGUUUGCCACUAUCUCUGAUGCGCCUCGCAUUCCUCAGACGAUCAUCGAAAAGGUGGUCCAGAAGUAUGCGGUCGAUCUCCCGGAGGGCAAGGUGGUGAAGGCUGGUGACUAUGUGAUGAUUCGUCCAGAGCAUGUUAUGACCCACGACAAUACAGGCCCUGUCAUAUCUAAGUUCAAAUCUAUCGGAGCCACGCGCGUGAAGAAUCCUUCGCAGCUGGUAUUCACCCUCGACCACGACGUCCAAAAUAAGUCUGCAAAAAACCUGUCCAAGUAUGCAUCGAUCGAGGCAUUUGCACGGACGCAUGGUAUCGACUUCUUCCCUGCAGGUCGCGGAAUCGGUCACCAGAUCCUCGUCGAGGAAGGCUACGCAUUCCCAAAUACGAUGACCGUCGCGAGCGACAGUCAUAGCAACAUGUACGGCGGCGUUGGGUGCGUCGGCACGCCAAUUGUGCGCACGGAUGCCGCUGCGCUCUGGGCAACCGGCAAGACCUGGUGGCAGGUCCCGCGCAUGGUGAAGGUUGAGUUCAAGGGCAAGCUGGCUCCCGGGGUUACUGGAAAGGACGUCAUCGUGGCACUGUGCGGCACUUUCAACAACGAUGAGGUGCUAAACUCUGCGAUCGAGUUCACAGGCGAAGGCAUCUCUGCGCUCUCGCUUGACGAUCGGCUCACUAUCUCGAACAUGACCACCGAGUGGGGUGCGCUUGCUGGUGUCUUCCCUGUUGAUGAUACCCUGCUGGAAUGGUACGAGCGUGCGUUGAAGAGGCUCGAGUUGCGCACGUUCGCGUCGCCAUCGCUCAUGCCCUCAAUCCCUCCUCCGCCGGAACAUCCACGCAUCAACCGACGGCGACUCGAUCAGCUUCGUGCGGCGCCUAUCCGCUCCGAUCCCGACGCAACAUAUUCGUCCCACCUCGUCUUCGAUCUUUCCACACUCGUCCCCUACGUUUCUGGCCCAAAUAGCGUCAAAGUCGCCAACCCGCUCCCUGCGCUUGAAUCGAAGCACAUUUCUAUCCAGAAGGCAUACCUGCUCAGCUGCACUAACGCGCGUCUCUCAGACAUCUCAACCGCCGCAGCAGUGAUAAAGGGACAUAAGGUCGCCCCGGGCGUGCAGUUCUAUGUCGCAGCUGCGAGUUCGGAAGUCCAGCGGGAUGCAGAAGAGCAGGGCGACUGGCAGACCCUGAUUUCCGCUGGUGCGAAGCCUCUCCCCUCCGGCUGUGGCCCAUGCAUUGGACUGGGAACGGGUCUCCUCGAGGACGGUGAGAUCGGGAUUAGUGCAACAAACAGGAAUUACAAGGGACGCAUGGGCAGUCCGAAGGCACAGGCGUACCUUGCGAGCCCAGCGGUUGUUGCUGCCAGCGCGAUCAAGGGUUACAUCUGCGGACCGGAUUCUCUCGAUCCUGCGACUCUGCCGCCGUCGGGCGCACCAGCCGUUUCAAUAAUCACUCCCACCGCGAAGCCAUCUAAGCAUAGUCCCGCGGCUGCGCUGAAGGAGCCUGUUCUUCCCGGCUUCCCGUCGACGUUCGCUGGACCGCUUCUUUUUGCUCCGCAGGACAACCUCAAUACCGAUGCACUGUACCCCGGCAAGUACACUUAUCAAGAUGAUAUCACUCUCGAGCGCCAGGCCGAAGUGGUCAUGGAAAACUACGAUCCUUCCUUUGCGGGAUUGGUCGCGUCCAUCCGCAAACAGCAGUCUGCGGAUGCCUCUCACCCGGACAUCAAGCGAGGCGUCAUCCUCGUAUCUGGGUACAACUUUGGCACCGGCUCCUCCCGCGAGCAGGCUGCGACCGCGCUCAAGUCAGCAGGUGUGCCGCUCGUGAUUGCAGGCUCGUUCGGCGACAUCUUCAAGCGUAAUUCCAUCAAUAACGGGCUUGUGUGUAUUGAAUGUCCCGAGCUUGUCGCGGAUCUCACGCAAGAAUACGCAAAAGAUGGAAAACGCGGUGCGGGUGGAAAGAGUGGCGAGCUGACUGUCAAUGAGGGGUUGAUGGUCGACGUGAAAGUGGCUGACGGACGCGUCGAGGUCAGCUGGCCGAAUGGGCAGAAGAAGACGUAUGCGGUAGGCGUGGUCGGCGCCAGCGUGCAGGAGCUUUGGAUAUGCGGGGGAUUGGAGGGAUAUGUUCUCAAGUCAAUCCAGGCAGACAGUUGA
Molecule: messenger RNA, 2196 nt
Organism: Laetiporus sulphureus 93-53
Lineage: Eukaryota; Fungi; Basidiomycota; Agaricomycetes; Polyporales; Laetiporaceae
Product: homoaconitase
Exons: 2
Coding region: 1-2196 (731 amino acids)
Biological process (GO): L-lysine biosynthetic process
Molecular function (GO): 4 iron, 4 sulfur cluster binding; homoaconitate hydratase activity
Source: RefSeq, a predicted model, not a curated record